AUGCGAGGCGCCGUCUUAGCCUUCCCUGACCAGGAUCGCUCCCACACCUGUAGCGUUCGUGAUCGGCCUACUCAACUGUGUAUCGAUCGAAAGGCAGGGCGGCACAGCCCCCAAGGGAGUGGUUACGUCCAGUAUGUCCCCCCUUCUUCCCGACAUGCUAUGGUGCCCCCCGGGGGGGUAGGAGCGGGUCGAGUCCGUAUCGCCGCGGAGCAACAGCCCCGUCCGGAUCUGAUCUAUCUACUCGACAAUUCAUCCGGUGACUUCACGGUCGCCAAAGAAGCCCCAAGAAGCAUCAAACAUUUCCGAUGA
Messenger RNA from Vicia faba (fava bean), 309 nucleotides. The record is from the annotation of a GenBank genome assembly. Lineage: Eukaryota; Viridiplantae; Streptophyta; Magnoliopsida; Fabales; Fabaceae.